AUGCAUCUAUAUCCACGGUGGCUAAUGAGUUCACGCGUCGCGAUCCAACGGUCCACGUCACGGGGCCUGCCCCACAGACAAAAGAGAGUGAUGUGGACCGGCGAAUGGUUUAUAUUCGUGGAAUCGCACGCUCUGGACGAUCUUAUAACUCGCCUUCUCAAACGGUCGGGCGAGCCAGUCCCAAUGACUGAGCAGGAGAUUGAGAACUUAUGUGACAGUGCCGCACAAAUCUUUUUAUCGGAGCCAUCACUGCUCGAGCUUAACGCUCCCAUCGUCGUGUGUGGUGACAUCCAUGGGCAAUACAGGGACUUGCUCAAGAUCUUCAACAUUGGAGGCUUUCCUCCCAGAUCAAACUAUCUCUUCCUGGGGGAUUACGUCGAUCGGGGCAACCAAAGCCUAGAAACCAUUUGUUUGCUGCUCGCGUACAAGGUCAAGUAUCCACAGAACUUCUUCUUGCUGCGGGGAAACCACGAAGACUCACAGGUCAACAAAGUAUUUGGCUUCUAUGACGAGUGCGUGGGGCGCUACAAGAGCGAGGAUGUUUGGAAGUGUUUUAAGCGAUGCUUUAAGUGCCUCCCCAUUGGAGCGUUGAUCGGGAAGAAGAUCCUGUGCGUGCAUGGAGGCAUCUCGCCGGAGUUAGAUUCCCUGGACCAGAUUAGAGAUAUUACAAGGCCAGUGGACGUUCCAGAGAGUGGGCUAUUGACGGAUUUGCUAUGGUCGGAUCCAUGUACGUGGGGAAACGGAUGGAACCAUAGUUUGCGUGGAUGCAGCAUGACGUUUGGCCCAGACCUUGUGAAGGAGUUUACUGCCAAGCACGGUUUGGAUCUUAUAUGCAGAGCUCAUCAAGUUGCGAACGAUGGAUAUGAGUUCUUUGCAGAUGGCAAGCUUGUGACGAUUUUUUCGGCUCCAUGUUAUAUGAAUAAGAAUAAUUUGGCUGCUAUCAUGAUAGUGGAUGAGAGACUGUUGUGCUCUUAUGAAAUUAUGGUACAACCCAUAAUAUCCUUCUCAACACAUCCAUAA
Molecule: messenger RNA, 1020 nt
Organism: Selaginella moellendorffii
Lineage: Eukaryota; Viridiplantae; Streptophyta; Lycopodiopsida; Selaginellales; Selaginellaceae
Product: serine/threonine-protein phosphatase PP1
Exons: 5
Coding region: 1-1020 (339 amino acids)
Cellular component (GO): nucleus; cytoplasm
Molecular function (GO): protein serine/threonine phosphatase activity
Source: RefSeq, a predicted model, not a curated record